Thamnophis sirtalis is the source of this 1003-nucleotide messenger RNA. RefSeq lists its product as uncharacterized. Gene Ontology annotation, biological process: regulation of DNA-templated transcription. Gene Ontology annotation, molecular function: DNA-binding transcription factor activity, RNA polymerase II-specific; RNA polymerase II cis-regulatory region sequence-specific DNA binding. Lineage: Eukaryota; Metazoa; Chordata; Lepidosauria; Squamata; Natricidae. The record is from RefSeq and is a predicted model, not a curated record.
AUGCCAAAGAGAGCACUGUGGAAAACUGAAUCUCAAGCAGCAUUAAAAUGCAAAGAAAACCAAGGCAGCAAUCAAAAACCUAUUAGUUCCUCUGGAAAUCCCCAAAACUCUUCUUCCCCAUCGACUUACAGAUAAAGAAGAUGAAAUUAGGAAAAGAGUUUUGAGUUGGACAAAAUAUGGAGUAUCUGGAAGAAACGUAUCAAAAUAUUAAGGAGAAUAAUUUUUUAGUUCAGAAAAAGAUGGAAAUAUCUGGAAGUCAGUGGAAAUGAAAAGGUCACUUUGACAGCCAGAUAAGGCAGACCAUAAUGCAGGCCUCGCCCUGUGAGGAAGGAAACUUGAAUCUAUGCUCCAUCCAACAAGGGAUUGAGAGUAUUUUUGGUGUCCCUGAGAAUCCAGGAAUGUCAGUGGUGGAAAAGAUCCACAGAUCUGUCUAUUGUGGGAAAAGCAAAGAUUGUAGAAUUAUGCUCGAGGGGAUCCACACUGGAGAAAAACCAUAUCAGUGUUCCCAAUGCAGCAAAAGCUUUAAUCAGAAUGGCUUCCCAGUUGUUCAUGGAAAAACUCACACCAGAGAAAAGCCCUACGAGUUGUCCCAAUGUGGCAAAAGCUAUAGCAAGCAGGACAAGCUGAUAAUACACCAGAGAACUCACACAAGAGAGAAACGCUAUGAAUGCCCAGAUUGUAAGAAAUAUUUCAGUCAAAAUUCCAGUUUGGCAGUACACCCGAUGGUUCACAUAGGAGAGAAGCCUUUUGAAUGUCCUGACUUUGGGAAAAGGAAUGGUAUUUAGGAGUGGUUGGCACAGCAAGUCAAUAUUCUUUUUAUGCGUGAAGAUUUUGCUCUAGGGUUGUUGUUUUUUAAUGGGGGCAGAGGUUGGCAAUUCCUGGGGAAGGAAAGGCAUGCUUUCCACAAAGCAAAGGCUGGUUAUGGGCAAUGUUCCCUUUAAUUUUUUUUCCAGUGUGGGCGGAAAAGUAUAGUGUUUGAGCGGCUCAUUUUCAUGCCUGAGCA